UGCAUUCCAUUCAGAGAUCGAGUCGCGUAGGCAGCAGUGUGUUGAAGCCGCAGUCAUUCGCGAUCUAUUACCGCUUGCAGGCGACGGAUGAGCGACGUGGAGCGACGCGAAUCGGCCAAACACCACCAGACGCGUCCCAAAUCAUUCCCAGCAGCCGACGACGCAGAGAGGUCGAUGCAGCCCGCAGUGCGUCAAGACCAUGCCAUUCCCGUCUACGGCGAGCUGAGCACACGCAGCGGACGGGAAUCAGCGCCUCUACCUCAGACAUCAAGCAGCUCAACCAACUCUCCAUCUCUUCUUGUCAGACAAAGUUCGUUUCAUUCGUCCGGAAGGAACGGACGCGACCGCGACGUGGCGUUAGAGAAAAUACGAAGAUCGUUGAGACCGUAUGCCGUCAACGGCAGCGAUUUGGCGUUCGCAUUUGACAGGCAGAUCGCACCGUUCGACGUCUCGCAGCGCGCUCCGUGCCCCGUCGACGGCACCGAGAACUACUCCGUGUUGCUGCGAGAAUCUGGAGCGAAUGCGUUGGCGGAGUCUGGCAUGGGGGUAUGGACCACUAACGCAUACCACCAGCCCUAUCAGCAGAGAUACAGUCUACGCAGCACGGACAGCGGGUUUCCUCUCGAGUUGGCGAGCGACGACGAGCAGUGGGCCUACGAUGUGAUCUCACCUCGCGAGGGAAGGCAAAUGCUGCGCUCGGCGCAGAGAGUCGCUGGUUGUGGAGGGCGCGAGGUCGACGAGGCGUUUGAUCGACAGUCCGAGUCUCCCAGCGGGACGCCUAUAACUGUCAGUCGCAGCGAGAGUAUGCGUUCUUGUGGGCCGGCGUAUGGGAGUCCGGAGCCGUGCCGUCAGGCGACGGUGAAAAGGAGUGAGAGCACGAGGUCAUAUCAGAGUGAGAGUCCCAGGGAUACGAGGAGACGGAGCGGUUCUGUGCGUUCUGGCAAUGUGCAGGGUCCUGUCGGUUUAAAUAGGAGUAACAGCAUCCGCUCGGCGGGUGCUGUUACUCCCACAUCAAAUCUGGAGUCGUUAGCGAGGAGGAAUGGUGCAACAAGAGCAACUAGACCCUCCCCGCCCCCACAGACAAGUUCAAAGGUUGUACAACAGCAGACAGGAAGUCAUUGGAAUAUUGAACGAGAAUCGGGUGCCACGCCAACAUCGGGUCUGUCGAGGAAGGAGAGUUUGCGUUCGAAUCGAGGUGUGUCGCCGCCAUAUCAUGCUCAUUUGUGUCAUCUUCCUCCGCCAUAUCGAGAUUCACCAACUCUCGGACUGGAGUCAAGAGCCAUACAGAGCGCAUCGCCGAACCCAGCUACUCUAACCAGACUUCCGCUUCAUUCUCCUAAUCCGCUGACUCAGACGAUGAAUGCGGCCGCCAUUCGAAGUCCUGCCGACCCACCACCGUUCUAUUAUCAUCGACAUGGAUCGGGUACUCCUGUUGAAGGACGCCAGACACCCGUGUAUGGACCUGUUGCUGCCGGGUCACCAAUGACGGUUGGUGGACGAGCUCCGCCUCCUGCUUAUAGUCAAGCGUCUCCACCACGGUACGACAGGACACCAGUAGGAUUCACUGAUGGGAGACAAACGCCGAGAAGAUCGUCAAGACCGAGUUCUCCUGGGACACCAGCAACAGACCGGGUACCGAAGACAAGUGUAUCGCGUUCCCGUGGACCUACACCGACUGGCAUGGUGGUUGAGCCACCUCCGUAUCAUUCUUCAUCUAGGACAACGCCUCCAGCUUUUAUGGAUCCUUUGGUUACACAGCGAAAGCAACCUGUCCUUCCCGUUGAUUACUAUAUUCCACAAGGCCCCAUUGUUGCUACUCAUCGAGAAAGUCCUGCCUUUUCUGUUUCAUACAGUGAACCUGACUCAGCCACGUCUCCAGCGUUUACAGUGUCAAAUGCCGUCCCUGAUCCUGUAUCGUUGUUUAGUCAGAUGAUGCCAGUAAUUGAAGAGGGAUGCGAUGGCCGAAGCGAUGCAUCAGAUGGUCGGUAUGACAGUCUAAGGAGGCGGCGUCGGUAUUUACCUUCCUACAUGGAAUGUGACAGUCCAUGUAUUGUAGAAGAAGGUCCACAUCCUUACACAGGGCCUAGGAUAUCUCCAGAGGCGUACAAGUUCUUCAUGGAACAACACGUUGAAAAUGUAAUAAAGCGGUUUCGAGAUACACGAGAACGACGAAUGAGUCUAGAGAAACGGAUGGAGCAGCAUAAGCUGAAAGAGGAGACACGAGACCAAAUGAGACGAAUCCUUGCACAAAGAGAGUCGAACUACUUGCGGUUGCGACGGGCCAAGAUGGAUCGAUCACACUUCACGCAACUCAAAAUACUCGGUCGUGGAGGGUUUGCUGAAGUAAGUUUGGUACGAAAGAAGGAUACAGAUGAGCUAUAUGCACUGAAGACUCUGAAAAAGGAUGAGGUGAUCAAGCGAAAUCAGGUUGCACACGUGAAAGCAGAAAGAGAUAUUCUUGCUGAAGCAGACAAUGAGUGGGUAGUCAAGCUUUUCUAUUCCUUCCAAGACGCGGAGCAUCUAUACUUUGUCAUGGAUUACAUUCCAGGUGGCGACAUGCUUAGUUUGCUGGUCAAACUGCAAGUGUUCUCUGAGGACCUCGCCAGAUUCUACAUCGCAGAGUUAGUGCUCGCAAUCGAUUCAGUACACAAGAUGGGAUUCAUCCAUCGGGACAUCAAACCAGACAAUAUCCUGGUUGACCGCCACGGCCACAUCAAGCUUACUGAUUUCGGCUUGUGUACUGGAUUUCACUGGACACACGAUUCGAAGUAUUAUAAGACAAGUGGCCACCAGAGGCAAGAAAGCCAGGAACCUGAACCCGGUGCUUGGGAGCUAAUUAGACAAACUCAUAAUAUUGACCUGUCAAAGCCACUUGUUCGGAGGGCAGUUCGCAAGGAGCGUCGCCGCAAUGAAGCAAAGUCAAUAGUAGGCACACCUAAUUACAUAGCCCCAGAAAUCCUCACUGGCGAGGUUUACAGUCAGCUGUGCGACUGGUGGUCAGUUGGAGUUAUUCUCUACGAAAUGGUGUUCGGUCAACCUCCGUUCCUGUCUCCCACAGCCAUUGAGACACAGUUGAGGAUAAUAAAUUUCAAGACGACCUUGGAGAUUCCGGAAUGUGAAGAAGUGUCAGACAUAACUCGAGAUCUCAUUCGCGGUCUCUGCUGUGGGCACAGUUCUCGUCUUGGGAACGACAUGCAGGAGCUGACAAGCCAUCAAUUCUUUGAUUGCAUAAUGUGGGAUACCCUUCGCCAAAUCGAAGCACCUUAUGUUCCUCACCUAACAUCUGAAACAGAUACAUCCAACUUUGACGAAGCCACAUCUGUUGGCGGAUCAUGUUCACAGCCACGGUCACAAGGGACUCGAAGUGGUAGUGAGGAUUCCACAAAAGCUUCAAGUUCAUGCCUCCCUGAUGCUGGGAACGCACAUGCAUUUUAUGAGUUCACAUACCGCCGCUUUUUUCAUGACAACAAAGGAUAUCCAGUAAAGGAAUCGACUGUAUAUGUUUAGCUGCUGACACUAAUUUAACUAAUUAAAGAAUGAUUUGUGUAAUCGUAUUAGUACCUGUUUUCACACACAUAAGAUGAAUAGAGAACAGAAAACUGAGCUGUAAUGUACAGAUCUAGAUGUAGAGUUUAGAUGUUAUAAAUAAUCAGUCAGUUUAUAUCUCCA
Corticium candelabrum is the source of this 3669-nucleotide messenger RNA. RefSeq names its product serine/threonine-protein kinase LATS1-like. Lineage: Eukaryota; Metazoa; Porifera; Homoscleromorpha; Homosclerophorida; Plakinidae. The record is from RefSeq and is a predicted model, not a curated record. Gene Ontology annotation, molecular function: protein serine/threonine kinase activity; ATP binding. The coding region runs from base 88 to 3507 and encodes 1139 amino acids. Gene Ontology annotation, biological process: positive regulation of apoptotic process; regulation of organ growth; hippo signaling. The transcript is spliced from 2 exons.